This is a messenger RNA of Coffea arabica (coffee), 1808 nucleotides long. RefSeq lists its product as uncharacterized. Lineage: Eukaryota; Viridiplantae; Streptophyta; Magnoliopsida; Gentianales; Rubiaceae. The record is from RefSeq and is a predicted model, not a curated record.
GUUCGUCGUUUUCCUUCUAUGAUGUACAGUAUCUAGCCAGAACUAGAAGGAAGAGGAAGCCAAUUCGCUAGACGUGCCUAAAUCUUCGAGGACGAGGACGAGGACGAGGACAAGGAGGGAGAAGAAGAAGAAAAUGGCGAUGCAGGCGAAGAUGGAGAAAAUGGAGAUGCGUCAGCAGUAUCGGAACCAUUGGCACACCGAUCUCUUGAACGCCACUGCGGCAGAUCCUGUUUUUUGCUGUUUCGCGUUCUUCUGUGGUCCAUGUGCAUCAUACAUGCUGCGCAAGCGAGCUCUUUACAAUGAUAUGUCGAGGUAUACAUGCUGUGGAGGCUAUAUGCCUUGCAGUGGUCAUUGCGGAGAAAGUACAUGCCCGGAAUUUUGUCUAUGCACUGAGGUUUCUCUUUGCUUUGCGAAUUCAGUUGCCUCAACACGCUUCAUGCUACAAGAUGAAUUCGAUAUACAGACAACCAAAUGUGAUAAUUGCAUCAUUGGAUUCAUGUUCUGCUUACAGCAGCUAGCCUGCAUAUGUUCCCUCAUCGCUUGCAUUGUCGGAAGUGAGGAAAUUGAAGAUGCUGCUCAGAUGUUGAACUGUCUGGCUGACAUGGUUUAUUGCUCGGUUUGCCCCUGUAUGCAGACUCAGCACAAAACUGAGAUGGAUAAAAGAGAUGGCAAGUUUGGAUCGGCAGCAGCAGCAACAAUGGCAGUGCCUCCUGUUCAACAAAUGUCCCGUAUAGAUCAUUCUUUACCCCCUUCAGUUGGAUAUCUGCCUCCACCAGCCUACAGCUACCCACCACAUCAGCAACCUCAGGGCGCUUACCCACCUCCACAUUAUAAUUACUACCCACCGCCUCCACAUUUCCAUGGAUAUCCUCCACCUACCCAAGGCUAUUACCCACCGCCACAGCCCUAUGGGUAUUUCCCACCUCAGCCUUAUGGAUAUUCCCCCCCACCUCAACAAGCCCCAGGCUCCCCCCCUGAUUUACAAUCCCAUGUAUACCCUCCACCACCUCCACAAAACCAAGGCUCUUCCCCUGUUUCGCACACCGAGGGAUACACUCAGCCCCCUCAACAAGCCCAAGCCACGACCCCUUCUUCAGAAAUCUCACCUUCACAGGCUCAAGGCCCUUCUCCUCCAGUACAAUCUCAUGAACAUCCCCAAGCUCCACCAGAACAGAGCCAUUCCCCUGCUGGUGCUGCUCAUCCGCCUCCAAGUCAUCGUGUGUAAACGGUAAAUCGAAAACUUGAGACGGUAAUAUGGGUAGUAAGAUCCAGGAAAACUGGCUCUUAAAGCCUUACUGGAUGACCAAGUAUAUCAACAAUCAAUUUAUACCAUAUCUUUCCUUCUGUCUAUACUUCAUGAGCUGUGUUUUCUAUACCGUGCCUAUGGUUAUUUGAUCCUGUCAGCUAAUUUUGCAGCCGUUGACAGUUGAUUCUUUGUAGUUUGCAUCCUCAGACUUUGUCUAUUAACCAACUUUGCUCCAGCGCCGUAUCUGUUUCCUCCUCCUUUCCAGGCGAAUAAUAGAAUCCUGCUGCUUUUUAAACUUCGCCACUAAAUAGGCAUUCGACUAGCAAGUUGGUGCCUUUUCACAUUCUUAGAUUAGUGGUUUGCUUGACAUGAUGUUUUACGGGUCAAGGUCUACCACUAGCCAUUUUCCUUUUUGGUUGUUUUCUGCAGGUGCUCUAGAGAAUAUUGCUUGCAAUUGUGAAUGUUUAAUUUGGUUCGUUAACUUUCAUGUAGCUCUCCCAGCCAAAAAAAGUACCGAAUGGUGGUAUAAUUACAAUACUCUAUUAUUUAGUGCUUGCUUGCA